Nymphaea colorata (pocket water lily) is the source of this 1711-nucleotide messenger RNA. Its product is annotated as tryptamine 5-hydroxylase-like. Lineage: Eukaryota; Viridiplantae; Streptophyta; Magnoliopsida; Nymphaeales; Nymphaeaceae. The record is from RefSeq and is a predicted model, not a curated record. Bases 177 to 1577 code for a protein of 466 amino acids. Gene Ontology annotation, molecular function: monooxygenase activity; iron ion binding; oxidoreductase activity, acting on paired donors, with incorporation or reduction of molecular oxygen. The transcript has 2 exons.
CUUUCCUCCUAGCUCUCUCCCCCUUUUCUCCUUCUUCCUCACUGCCCUUUUCAUCCUUCCCCUGAUUCUCCUUUUCGUUUCACUGUCUCGAAAGUCUGCUAGUUCCGGCCACCGGCCACCGGCCACCAGGCCCCUCUCGUCUCCCGAUAAUCGGCAACCUCCACCUUCUCGGCGACAUGCCACAUCGCUCCCUCGAGCAGCUCUCCAAGAAGUACGGGGACCUCAUGUUCCUCCAGCUGGGCCAGGUCCCCACCAUCGUCCUGGCUCGUCAGGUCAUGAAGACCCACGACCACGCCUUCGCCAGCCGCCCAGCCCUGCUCUCAGCUCAAUACCUUUCCUACGGCUGCUCCAACGUCACGUUCUCCCCCUACGGCCCAUAUUGGCGCCAGGCCAGGAAGAUCUGCGUUACUGAGCUGCUGGAUUCCAGGCGCAUCCAGUCGUUCCAGUACAUACGGGAAGAGGAGAUCGGCCGGCUGGUGGCGUUGAUCGGCAGCUUGGCCGACCGGCUGGGAAGCGGCGGGGCUGCAUAUCUAAAAGACGCCUUCUUUAGCCUGGCGAAUAACAUCUUGUGCAGGGUGGCAUUUGGAAAGAGGUUCUCCAUGGGAGGGCUUAACGAGAUUUUGACGGAGACGCAGGCGCUGUUCGCGGAGUUCUGCGUCGCCGAUUUCUUCCCAUCCUUGCCCUUGCUGGACGCUCACGUCACGGGGCUGACGUGGCGGUUGAAGGCGAACCAGCGGGACUUGGAUCGGAUAUGCAGGGAAAUAAUCGACGAGCAUGUGGACCCCGGAAGGCCUCCGCCGGCACACAAGGACUUGGUGGACGUGCUGCUGCAAGUGCAGAGAGAGGGCAACCUGGACGUGCCCAUCGGUGACGACAACAUCAAGGCUUUAGUCCUGGACAUGUUCGUCGCUGGGACCGAGACUACAUCAGCAACACUAGAAUGGACCAUGACCGAGCUCAUCAGGCAUCCUGAGGUGAUGCGAAGGACCCAGCAUGAGAUCCGCAGCGUAUCGAGGAAAGGAGGAAUCAUAACCGAGUCGGACCUAGCCGACCUAGCAUACAUGCAGGCUGUGAUCAAGGAGACGCUUCGGCUGCACCUGCCGGUCCUCGUAACUCGCGAGUCCAUCGAGCCAUGUGAGCUCGAUGGCUACAUCAUCCCAGGCAAGACAAGAGUGCUGGUCAAUGCAUACGCAAUCGCACGGGAUCCACGUUCUUGGGACGACCCGGAAACGUACCGGCCAGAAGGGUUCCUUGAGAAGCCAAUUGAUUUAAAAGGGAGCCAGGAUUUUGAGUUCCUACCAUUUGGUGGUGGCCGGAGAGGGUGCCCAGGAUACUCCUUUGGCCUUCCCACCGUGGAGCUUGCAUUGGCGAGGCUCCUUUGCCACUUUGACUGGUCAUUAGCGGAUGGCGUGAGCCUAGAGAGCCUCAACCUUGAAGAAAUAUUUGGUCUAGCAACUCGAAAGAAAGAACCACUCGUUUUGAUCCCGAGACACUAUAGAAUCGGGAUUCAAGCUGAUCUGAUGGAUCCCUUGUCAUGUGGCUUAGGAUUUGACAACUUGCAUGAAGGCAUUGGCUAAUUAAGUAAUAGGUGAAAGAGCGCUUUGUUCGUUCACCAAAUUUGAAUGUUUAUUCUAAGAUAUCGAUCUCAGAUAUUGUCCAUGUCCGUUAGAUAUUUGAUUAGAAUAAAUAUCUCACUAAGUCCAUUGAUUAA